GUUCCCUUGUCAGCUGCACGAGAGACGCUAUGGAAGCUAUCGGCUACACUUCAGCUGUGGUUUAUUUAAAUUUGGUCGUUUGCUUUUUGUAUAUUUCGUAGUUCGCUACAGACCGGCGUUACGUCGCUGUGAGAACUUUGGCUUUUUUUUUUUUGCCGUUCCUUGUAAAGUGAAUGACCCAGGCAUACAAAGAUGAGCUGGGCUGAGGAGGACUGGACAGUGGGGCUGUCUGGAUGGGUUCUGCAAAAGGUGAAGGACCUGCAGGUUCAACAGGAGCGACUGUCAAGAGAGAACAAGCAGAAACAGCUGCAGCUGGAUAACAGCCAGACAGCCCUCCAAAAACAGACUGUGAAGUAUGAGGAGGUCCGUGACGAGCUCCAGUCUGUACAGAAGGAGCUCUGGAGUGCUCGGGAGGAGGCCCAGGCGGGCGUGUCCACAAGGGAACGCCUGUCACAGGAGCUUCAAACCAAGCAGGCUCAGGUGUGCGCUUUAGAGGGACAACUUGAUACUGCUCGGACUCUCAACAACAAACUCACCCAGGAAGUCAAAAGGCUGGAGGAAGAGCUAGAGAAGCUGCAGAUGUCUCCGAGCUCCAGUGUGUUCUCGACACCUAGCUGGAAUGUAGCCUCGCCCUGGGAACACAAUGUAGGGAGCAGAAGCAAAGAGACGGCACAGCAGAAAGGACACAGCCAGGCAUCUCAUGUCCGACAGCAGCUCCAGUUUUCAGACACGCCCAUGGCCUCUUUACCACGACAGCAGCACAAGACUGCACCCCACCGCCACUCAUCCGACCAAUUGGAUUCCUUCUCCACUCCCUCAGCUGUGUUUCCAUGGGAAAGGGACGAAUUGAGGCCAGCACCCAGGAGACGAACCACUUCUUCUCCCCAGACACCCUCAGCUGAUGUCAUAAGUCACGUCCGUUCAGAAUCGGGGUCUUGUGGGAAGGCAGAGGACACCAGGACAGAAACAGACACAGCCCUUUUGUCAGAUGCACGGAGUCGUGUGGCUACUCUGGAGGAGCAGCUGCGUGUGACAUCUGAGACAUUGAAAUCUGUUCAGAAUGAAGUGGUGCUGAGUAAGAAGGAGGUUGCUACCAAGGAGCGCAACCUGCAGAAAGUCCGUGACGAGCUGAGCCUGGCGCACACACGUGUGACCCAAGAGACUGAACGGACAUCUGGAGUAGAGCAGAAGCUGAAACAGGUACAAGAGGAGCUGAAGUGUCAGAGGCAGAAUGCAGAGAGCAGCCGACUGCAUCACCUGCAGCGCAUUAAAGAGCUGGAGAAACAACAUCAGACGGAUGUGAUGGAGCUUCAGAAGGAGUGUCAGUGUUUGCAGAAGCAUCAUCAGCAAGAGGUGAAUAAGCUCAAUCAGGAGCUCCAGCAGGCCAGGACACUUCAUAAUGCAUUGCAGGCCCAGGUUGACAAGAUGUCUCUGCAGAAGCAAUCAUUGGACAAAGAGUUGGACACUCUGAAAGAGAAACUGAAGUGGACGGAAGGACAGCUGCAAGAGACCCAAAAGAAAGAGGCACAGACGCAGGCUAAACUGCUGGAAGCAAAGCGUGAAGCAGAGGCUGUGGCAGUGUCUCUUGAGCAGAGCAGGAAAAAAGAACGAACCUUGGAGGAGGAGGGGAGAAGAUUGGCAGACGAGCGAGAUGAAGCACUCUGCCUUGUCAAAGAACUGCAGGAACAAAAAACUCUCCCAGUCCCUGUUGUACAGCAAGUACAGUUUUGCCCUGUUGGACAGAGCUUUUCAUCUGCUAGGUCCGGACCAUCAACCUUCACCAAGAAGGUCUCGGGCACCACCCAAAGCAAGUGGAGGAGCGAAGAGCAGGAUGAGAAAAAAGAUAAAAUUACAACAGUUUACCCCACUGACAGAGAGCCGGGUGAAGGUAUCGACUCUGAACACAUCACAGUUGUUCAUCCCACAGAUUCCAAAUGUUUACAAAGUGGAGGGCACAAAAAAGAUGGUAACAGGGAGAAGGAGUCUGAGGAGGACUCCUUGACUGAGAAAGCACUCCGUGUUUCCUCUCAGUCUGGUAGCAAAACUUCCUUUAGUCCCUCCAUUGAUUGUGAUCAGGGAAAAGACCUCCAGAGGGAGAAUUCCAUGCUACGUUCAGACCUACACGAUGUACGUGAUGAACUCCAAAAACGUCUGGAGGAUCUAGAAACCCAACGACGGUCUGAAACAGAAGCAAGGACACGCCUUAAACAACUUAGUCGGAAACUUGCCAACCAAGCUGUAGAGAGGAAGGAGCAGGACAAAGAAUGGAAUGCUAAGGUGGAGAAGGAGAGGGCAGAGGCAGAAAGUUUGAGGGAGACCCUUGCUGCUUUGGAGACCGAGUUGAAGAGGUGGAAGAUGCAAGGAGAAGUAAGGGAGGCCGAGGUGGAGGAUGAGGGUAAAAAGAAAGCGUUAGAAGACCGUGAGAGUGAACUAAUAGAGCUGAAUAUCCAACUCAAGAAGCAGCUAGUGGAGGUGAAGGCUCAACUGGCUUUAGAGCGAGAAGAGAGAAAGAGAGAAGAAGGGAGGAAUGAAGAUGGAAAGGAGGAAUUAACUGUAAAAAUAGAAGAACUGAAAGCUGAACUUGAGGAACUAAAGAAUCGCCAAACGGAAGACACACUGGACGAAAAGAAACUCUCAUUAAACAGCCCACUGACAUAUUUGACUCUCCGUGAUGAUGAACGUAAUGCCAACAUCGUCCACUGUGAAAAAAACCUCCCUUCAGCAGUGCAGCACCUCCUAUUCUGUCAGUCCACCAACCAGCACAACACACUUGUGUGUGAAACAGCAGAUCUCCCUCAGGAAGAGGGAAAAGUCAUAAACCCAGACUACUGUCCUUUGUCAAAUGAAGGAGAAGAAACCUCUAGUCAUGACUGUUUAACAGCACCUUCCCUCUCAGACCAGACAGAGACAUUAUCUGACCUUCAGAAGUGUGAGUUUAUCACCUCGGACUUGGCCAAGGAGGUUGAACGCCUGCAGAAAGAGAAAGUGAGAGAGACUGAGCGGGCUAACCAGUGCCAGAUGAAGCUGAUGGCCCUGCAGAGGCAGGUGACAUGUCAGACCCGACAGUUAAGUACGGCCUUUGACAAGCAAAGCCAGAAUAUCUCAGACUUGCUCGCUGAGCUGCAGGAGAAGGAGUGCUCCCUCAGUAGCCAGGGAGAGGAACUGCAACGUUGUAGGCAAGAGCUGGAUGCAUUGAAGGCUGAGAAAGAAGGCGAAAAAAAGACACAAAUAGAGGAGAAAGACAAAGAGCUCAAAGAGAGUGAAAAGCAAGAGAACUCAGGAAAGCUAUCAGAGCUACAGCCAAGACAGGAAAAGGAAUGUACUGCCAUUGUUCUCACGGCAAAUUCAAAGAGUGACACUGACACUAGUGCACAGAGAGAUGCAGAGAUUUUAAUAGCUGAUGCUGAAAAAACAGACAGAAAACUACAAACGUCUCUGACAGAGCAUCAAGCAUGUGGGAGGAGCAAGCUUGACCAUGUACAAGAUCGAAGAACCUUGCAGCCUUUUGAAGCAGCCUUGGUUACAACACCUCCAUCUCUCCAGCAGCCGGAACUAAGAAUUAAGACCUUGACAGUCUUGAAUAGAGGUAAUGCAGCAGUACACUCUGGCAAGGAAACUCAAGUUAAGGAAGGCACAAACCCAAGACAUGUAGCCGUGCUCUGUUCAGAGGAUCAGAAGUCACACUGCACAGGAGAGCUGCGUGACAUUACCACUGCUGCCCAGCAGUCAGUGCUGCAGAGGAGGAAAGCUGAUGGUGAACAUCUAGAAAGACAGGAUACAAGGACUUCUAUGAGUGGAGAGGAGCAGCGACACAUCAACCUCUUACAGCAACAGUUGAUGGCAGUGCACACAAAACUACAGGCACUGUCUGAAGAGAACCAGCAGCAGGCUGAGGAACUCUCUGUAUGGAGACUGGCCUCGCAACCACCCCCAUCAUUUGACCAGAUGUUUUCCCACACAGACGAGGAGUCUGAGGCUCAGAACCAGGUCUUUACUUUGAGGCAGUCCCAUUUAGGUCAGCCACAGACUGGUGACAUGCCACAGACCCCGACUCCACUCCCUCAGGUUCAGACACCAGUGAUGGGUCUAAAUGAGCCAGCACCCUCCUGUGUCUCCCAGAACUCUUGUCAAGUGACAGUCAUCCGAGAAGAUGAGUUAUAUUUGUCCUGCUUAUCUGGGAUGCUGCAAGGCCAAAUGUUGACUACCAGAAUGCAGCCUGGUACAGUUUCUGAACAAAAGACUCUCCAGCCUUGUAAAAAGGUUUCAACACUUCGUGGACACAUUGAAGACCCCACCAAGGAGUCUGAUAAAGAAAACCAGGAGGUAGAUGACUCGGAGCAGUCAAAAAUGUGCCAAAUACAACACAAACAGGAGAGAGAGUCUGAACUUAUCCAAAUGUCAUCUGAUAAAACCGGUGUGGGCAUCACCAAAGAUCCAAGAAGUCACCAAGAAGUCUUUGUGCCAAAGCAAACCAAAGCAGAAGAGAAUCCUGAAACCAAACCAGAUGCUUCCAGAGCAGCUAGUGAACUAGCCAUGAGCUGCCAUCCUUCAAAAAUAAGAACAGCCAGCACUCAGACAGAGGAGUGUGUGUAUCCUCUGAGUGCUCCUACAGCACCUGAGGUCCAUCAUUCAUACACACAAACGGAGGAGGAACACAAGGAGGACAAUGAAUUAACAGAAUCUCCCACUGCCUCUCCUGUCCCACUUUCUGAGGCAACAAACAUAGGAGACAAAAUGUUGCUUUCCAGUACUUUUCCCAUUCCGGCCGACCUGGCAUGUUUGGCUGAAAGAAUUCGACGCAACAGGACACAGCUGUCGGCUGCUUUUGAUGACACAGAAUAUGAACUGUAUGGCCUACCAGAAGAUGUCAUGAAAGGUUUUGCCAGCAUACCCAGUGAUCCUGCAUGCCCCUACAUAGUGAGAAGAGCCCUGUUAGGGACAGCUGUGGUGCCUAUCCCCCAGAAAGAAACUGUCGAGGAAACGGACUGAAAGAUGGUUAAAGAUACAAAGGCAUAUGAGGAGCAGUGAAAAAGCAACAGGAACCAUUUUCACUGAGAAUGAACUUUGGAUUGUUUAAACAAAUGUCAUCACAUUUGCACGUGUUUGCAGACUGAUUGUCUCCAGAUGUAUCAGGAGGAACUGAUCUCUAUAGGAAGACUCAGGAAUGGAUGACAGCAGCCGCUUGGCAAUACUCACAAUCACCAACAACUUGAAAUCCUUCAGAAACCAACACAGGAGCAGCUCUGGAUGUGAAGCAUGAACAUCUGUGUGAGCAUGUGCAGGUAAUGGGACCUGCACUGUGGAUUCAAUUUUUUUUUUUUCUGAACACUGAUUUGUCCUCUAAUGUCAUCAUGGGAUCUUUGCUGUCCGUCACUCUGCAGCUGGUUUCCACACAUUUGUGGCUGUGCUGGUGUUGGUUAUUAAUGAUGUUUACUGAUGGUGAGAGACAUUAUUGCGUCGGUGCUGCUUAGUUUUUAGGAACACUUCUGCAGUUCAGAAUUGUGUGUUUAGCUUCUACUUCAGAUAAAAUGGUGCCUUGUUCUUUGUCUUUUUACCACGUCUUGCCAAUAACGUUGAAUUAUUUUCCACAAGGUCGAGCCCAGUUAUGAAAAGAUCAUUUUUAAUAUGAUUAUUUUUCAGUAGAGGAGAUUUCUUAUUUAUGGACACUUGAAUGUGUGAUGUGGAGGGCAGAUGUUCAUGUUUACAAAAAUCAUCUGACAGUAUGGUGUGUGGAAGAGCACAUUCCCUUGUCUUGAUAUUAAUGUGUGUGUGUGUGUGUGUGUGUGUGUGUGUGUGUGUGUGUGUGUGUGUGUGUGUGUGUGUGUGUGUAUAUAUGGCGGGGGGGGGGGGGGCAGAAGCCUGUGACUCAGUCGAAUCUGCGCUGGUUUCCGCUCCAUGUAUGGUGAUAUACACACUGUUCUCUCUCCAGCUCGCUCUCACUCAGUUUGCUUUAUAAUGAAUUUAGCAAAAACUUGACAUGUGAAGCUUUAUUGUAUCCAGAUGUAUGUAGAUAAGUCUUUUUAAAACAAAUAGAUUUAAUCAGAUAUUUUAUUGAUGGAUCUGUUUGUUAGAUUUUCUUUCUGCUGCUGACAGCAGUCGUCCUCACUGUGCUGAUCAUUGACACGGCACGUGUGUCAAACAAAUCCACGACAAGAAUUGGUCUUUGUUGUUGCGUUGGGUGACUUUUUUUGUUUAUUUAAAUAAACUUUUAGUUAGGGCUGGGUGAUGGUCUGGGAGUGUGCACCGGUACCAUGCUUCGCAGCAUUCAUGACACCUCGAAACUGGUUUGUGUCCUGGAUGGCAAUCACCUGGGCAGACAACUGGUCAAUCCCCAUGUCUCUAAAAUAAUCACCUAUUUGCCGUCCCCUUGGCCUUCUCUAGGCACUGGGGCCCUCAGCACUCAGGCACCUGCGUGCCGGAUUGUGCACAGAGAAACACACCACAUGGCCAAAACGUUGAAGCUGAUGCUCCCUCGUCAUCCACGUGAUAUUCCUCGACUCAGUAACCACUCAGCUGAUACAGAGUCCUUCCAGCAGUAUCCAAGGAUCCUCCGAGGAGACCUAGUACCAAAGACAUCUGCCUUAGAUCACUGGUUAGUGUCCAGGUCUCACAACCACACAGGAAGCACCAGGACCCCGAAGACUCCAUUAUUUCAAACUUUUACCUUGAUUAGAAUUAAAGAACAAUUAACUUUAUAUGUUUUAUAAAAAUGGUAUUUUACACUGUUUCAUCUGCUGUUGGCAGAUCUCGGGUUGUUUUGUGUGGGCAUCCACUUUACUCUUGAAAAUGUAACUUCAGGCACCUCUGCUGAAUCAGGUCAAAAUAAAACCUGCAUGACUGGGCAGCACUGGUUUACACAGAAAUUUAAUGAGCUGCUGUCCACCAGUCACCACUAAACUGUAAUGCACUGCACAGUAAAACAUCAAAUUUAUACUUUUUUUAAAAAAAUGACACUUACACAUGAAAAUGGCUUCAACAACGCAGCCGUCAAGUGCACACAACAUGGUGUGGUAGGAGUUAAAGAAGGAGGGAAGCUGCUCAGUCAUGAGAUGUUCAACAGCGUCUUUUCGCGCAUGAUCACCAAAGGAGCUAUUCCUGAGAAGAAACAUAAGUAAAAAGAAAGGAAAUUUGUGUGUAUGUGUGGGGGAGUAGUGGUGUCACACUUUUAUGUUCAUUGUGCUGAAAUCAGCAAAGUAAAUGUCAGAAAAAUUGGGAGUCAUAUUAACUAACAUAAACACGAAAGAUAGCGAGAGGAUCCAACUGUCAAUUUUAAUAUAUUUUCGGUUACACUUUGCGGCGUUGUGAAUUCACCCAUUUUUCCACGUGUGUAGUCACAUUAUUAGAGCAGGUGUGUCCUAGCUUUUAGGAUGAAGCUUUAGUAUUCUGUGUUUGUUGUUCUUUUUUGUUGUUGUUGUUGUUUUCUCCUGUUGUAUAAAACUGUGUGGAAUCAUGACUAAAACUG
This is a messenger RNA of Thalassophryne amazonica, 7462 nucleotides long. Its product is annotated as centromere protein F. Gene Ontology annotation, cellular component: chromosome, centromeric region; spindle pole; nucleus. Gene Ontology annotation, biological process: mitotic cell cycle; regulation of G2/M transition of mitotic cell cycle; metaphase chromosome alignment. The record is from RefSeq and is a predicted model, not a curated record. Lineage: Eukaryota; Metazoa; Chordata; Actinopteri; Batrachoidiformes; Batrachoididae. Gene Ontology annotation, molecular function: microtubule binding; dynein complex binding. The transcript has 18 exons. The coding region runs from base 193 to 4989 and encodes 1598 amino acids.